Molecule: messenger RNA, 1970 nt
Organism: Mya arenaria
Lineage: Eukaryota; Metazoa; Mollusca; Bivalvia; Myida; Myidae
Exons: 8
Coding region: 13-684 (223 amino acids)
Source: RefSeq, a predicted model, not a curated record
CGCACGAGGACGAUGGCAAGGUUGUGGAUUAUAGCGUGUUUUGCAGUAUUUUACAUGCUGAGCUGCUCUCCUUCCUGUGUUGAUGGCAGAAGACCGACACCGGCGAACUGGAUGUGCGACGAGGACACUGUAUGUGUAGCACAUUCCACGUGUCAACACACACACUGGUUUGACAACUCGUACUGUAUAUGUGACGACGGCUAUUUGGCGAAGUAUGGCAUGUGUAUCCGCAGGGGAGCAUCCAUCGAUAACCUCGAAAGCGGGGCGGGGUCAUUACAAGUAGGACUGUGGUCUGUCUUCACCUGCAUCGCUCUAGGAUUUAUGCGUGGAGUGAAGUCAUGUGGACGUACAGGUUAUCGGUCGGGAUUGGGCAUCUUCCUGAUAUGUCUCGUGAUUGCCGCUACUUGCUUUACGGGAACGUCGGCCAAGGUCAUCUACGCAAACCACGAAUGUCUCGGCGACGACACAUGCAUAGAACACGCGGUGUGUGCCGAUAAUCUGUUCUGUACUUGUAUCGAGGGCUACGAGGCCGUGUUCGACCUCUGUCUCAAAAAGGGAGCAGCCGGAACCAGUGCUGGCGCGUCAUUACACUCAGGGAUGCUGUCUGUCUUCACCUGCGUAGCGCUGGGGUUGAUGGUUGGAGCUAAACUGAGCAGGCAUGCAGGGUAUAAAUUUGCAGACUGACAAUGAAUACAGCAUAACAGUUUAAAAAAAAUGGGCAUUGGCAAGAAAAAGAAAACAACAAAUUUUUAUAGAGCAGUAUGUAUUGUUUCCCAUCAACCAUGACUAUGAGUAACAUCACCAUGGGCGUCGUUGCCGACAUCAUCACCGUCGCCUACACAACCUUCCUCGGAAACAAUCAUCUCCCGAUUCAACAUUACCAUCGCGAUGAUUAUCAUUACUAAUGUCGUCGUCACCGACACUAUGACUGUCGCCUACAGAAUUGUCGUCGUUACCGACACUUUGACCGUCGCCUACAGAAAUGUCGUCGUCAACGACACUAUGUCCGUCGCCAACAGAAAUGUCGUCGUCACCGACACUAUGUCCGUCGCUACAGAAAUGUUGCCGUCAACGACACUAUGUCCGUCGCCUACAGAAAUGUCGUCGUCAACGACACUAUGUCCGUCACCAACAGAAAUGUCGUCGUCACCGACACUAUGUCCGUCGCUACAGAAAUGUCGUCGUCACCGACACUAUGUCCGUCACCUACAGAACACCACCAUCGCGAUCAUACCAAACUAUAUCCACCUGAAUCAUACUUUGCGUUUAUGUGGUUAAGUGAGUUGAGACUGAGGCUGAGAUCUGGCUUGAGUAUUUUUGUGAUUUUGGGACCUGGUCGUCAAUACGUACUUAAAAGGUGACGGUAUUGAGCGUAUGGACUGACCAUCCCGAUCGCCCGACUUAACCCCAAUAGAGCAAGCAUGGGACAUACUCCAUAGACCGAUUAGUUCGAGACCCUUCCCUCCUCAGACACAGGAAGCUCUGUCACAGGCAUUUAAUGAGGAGUGGGCACGGGUCCGCCGUCCACAGAUUAGGAAGUCGAUUCGCAGGUUCCGAUCUUAGAUGCUCGUGGUGAACACACACGGCAUAAACAUUUGGUGGUGUAUGCUGGUUGCUGGUGAAAGUGUUGUGAUUUUUACACACCCAUUUUACGUGUAAUUAAUCAAUUGUUAAGAUAGAUAUCGAACGCAGAUCUCUUUGAUAUUUAUUUGAUGUCAUUUUCUAUUGCGAACCUUCACAAUUGUUUAUAAGAGAUAAUAAAUUAUCAUCCGUUUGAUCGAUGUCCAUAAACAAUCUAAAAACAAAGGCUUAUUCAGUUUGCGGUCCUUAACUUGUUUUGAGGAGUAUUUUUCAAAAGCAUUUUUUUAGUCACAGAAUAUUGCUAUGAAAUACAUAUUUUAUUACAUAAACCUACACGUGUGACUUGACCUUUGAGAUGACGGUUGUACUCGCUACACAUCUAUCCAUGU